UGUCACUAAUUGAUUAGAUUGUCAAGAAAGGGCGCGAUCUAAUAAAACCGAAAGGGAUUCCGACGACACGCGAUUUCUCAACAAUCUGACGGCGACGAGCAUGCGAUUACUUUUCGAAUUACUGUAUGUCAAGGGGGACCAGAGGAGGAGGAGGACCACGAAUUCAAGGCAGGAACUAUGAAAGGAGAAGGAGAAGCGAGGGGCGGAGAGCAGUCGUGGGCAAAACGCGACGACCAAGGUGGAGGACCUAGCAGAACCAGAGGAGAGGGCCCAGGACCAGAGGCGGGACCAGAGCAGAGACGAGGACUGAGUAAGACAACAGGAGGAGAGGAGGGCCCAGAACCGGAGGCGGGACCAGAGGAGAGACGAGAACUGAGCUGAGUAAGACACCAGGAGGAGAGGGCCCAGGACCGGGGGCGGGACCAGAGGCGGGACCAGAGGCGAGAGGACUGAGUAAGACACCAGGAGGAGAGGGCCCAGGACCAGAGGCGGGACCAGAGGAGAGAGGACUGAGACACCAGGAGGAGAGGGCCCAGGACCAGAGGCGGGACCAGAGGAGAGAGGACUGAGACACCAGGAGGAGAGGGCCCAGGACCGGAGGCGGGACCAGAGGAGAGACGAGGACCGAGUACGACACCAGGAGGAGAGGGCCCAGGACCAGAGGCGGGACCAGAGGAGAGAGGAGGACUGAGUAAGACACCAGGAGGGCCCAAGAACAGAGGCGGGACCAAGACCAGGAGGGCCCAAGACCAGGAGGGCCCAAGAACAGAGGCGGGACCAAGACCAAGACCGUAGAGGAGGGGCUCAGAGGAAUAGUGGGCCGAAAACUAGGACCAAGGUGCAGAUCGAAACUAUAGGAGAGACGUAGAUUAAGAGAUCAGGACCAGGACAGAGAUCAGGACCAGGACAAGCACCGGAGAGGAGGGAUCAGGAUCAGGAGUAGCGGAGGGAGCAGGAGGACCAGAGGAGGAACCAGUAGCAGGACCAGAGGAGGAACCAGUAGCAGGACCAGAGGAGGGAUCAGGAUCAGGACGAGAGGAGCAAGUAGAACGAGGACCAGAGGAGGGACCAGGAUCAGGACGAGAGGAGGGACCCGGACGCAGGACUAGAGGAGGGACCAGGACCAGCACCAGAAGGGACCAGCACCAGGACCACAGGAGCGAGCAGAACCAGGACCAGGGAACUGGCCAAGGCUGCCACUACCGUCUUCCGCCGAACAUAACGCACCCUGAAAAGGAAAAGGAAAGUAUACAAGGUAUGUUUCCGGCCAGAUACAGUCAGAAUGAGGGUGCGUUGUGUUCGGGGGAAGACGGGUAGUUGUACAGGCCCAGCAGUACGUUAAGACCAAGAGAAGAGGAGGAUAGACCAGAGGAUAAAGCAGGACAACCAGGAUCAGCAGAAAGACCCGGACUACGGGACAGAUCACUGUACGAGGAGAAGAUCAGAAUUGGGUGCGCUUAAGGAUACCUCUGGAAGGGACCUGAAUCAGGCCCCUCGAUGAUUAAUUCCGCUGGCUUGGCAUUAUUCGAGCUGAAGUAAUACGGCGGCAGAAGCAGUGAGUGUAAUCUGGUGACUGAGAGAGAGUGGGGAAUAUUGCAGGUGGUGUGACCAAAAGGGGGGAGGGGGAGAAGAUGAGAGAUGGGCGCGACGUCGCAGUUACGUGUACAUAACUUUUUUAUUAUUUUUGUUUUGCCUCCCAUACCUCGUCAUACCUCCUUUCGUCCGUCUUCGCGUCUUUUUUUUUUUUUUUUUUUUUUUUUUUUUUUGUGUGUGUGUGUGUGUGUCACGAUCCCACUUUCUCCGUCCCCUUCUACCCUUCCGCGUGCCCCUCCAUUCUCUCCCCCGCCCCCCCGCGCGCUCGCUCUAUGGGUCGCUAAUCCUAUCGACACCUAUUCGACG
Chara braunii is the source of this 1899-nucleotide messenger RNA. NCBI's taxonomy places the organism in Eukaryota, Viridiplantae, Streptophyta, Charophyceae, Charales, Characeae. The record is from the annotation of a GenBank genome assembly.